AAUUCACGCAAAUAUAAACCACAACGCAUGGAGCUGUAAUCACCAAUUCUGCUUGUUUCCAGCAACGGAAAAGUAACAAACCCUGCUCGAGAUGGCAUCAGUGAAGGCAUCCCUGGCGUGCGUCCUGCUGUUCGCCGCUGUGGCUUACGCCGCGUUUCCCCAGCAUCAGGAGGCCGCGGCCCAGCACGAGAAGGCUGAAUUUGCUGUCGCCGACGUAGCUCGGACUGACGGUGCUGAGGUUGCAGACACUGAGGCUGAAGCAAAAUGGAUUAAUUGUUACCCGGGCUGGUCAUGUUACUCCGGGUGGGGAACGUGGGACUACUACUGCUACUACUGGGAGUUUACUGCUUACACGUGCUAUUCCUACUACUACGGUACCUUGCGCUGCUGCGUUCCUUAUUACUUAGGAUAGCGGACUAUUACUGCGAUACACGGGAAGUUUUUGGUCCUGGUAAAUACUACGUUGUCCUAGUAACUAGCUAGUUCUUGGUCCUGGUAACUACUUCGUCGUCGUGGUAACUAGCUAGUUCUUGGUCCUGGUAGCUAGCAAGUCUGUACAUGGCUUGUUCAAUAAAUAUUAGUGUCGCCGGUGUACCGCUCACUGCUGCACAUCGACUCAUUUCCGGGCUAUUUUCUUCGAAAUGAUAUUCUCUGAUGUGUCUUCAUGAAAAAACGCAUUAAAAAGCAACUUGCA
Hyalella azteca is the source of this 694-nucleotide messenger RNA. RefSeq lists its product as uncharacterized. Lineage: Eukaryota; Metazoa; Arthropoda; Malacostraca; Amphipoda; Hyalellidae. The record is from RefSeq and is a predicted model, not a curated record. Bases 92 to 412 code for a protein of 106 amino acids. The transcript has 5 exons.